Colletotrichum karsti is the source of this 2118-nucleotide messenger RNA. RefSeq lists its product as uncharacterized. The transcript has 4 exons. Gene Ontology annotation, biological process: carbohydrate metabolic process. Bases 1 to 2118 code for a protein of 705 amino acids. The record is from RefSeq and is a predicted model, not a curated record. NCBI's taxonomy places the organism in Eukaryota, Fungi, Ascomycota, Sordariomycetes, Glomerellales, Glomerellaceae.
AUGCGUGCUUCAUAUUUCUUCCCAUUGCUAUGCAUCCUCGUCGAGGCAAAGAUAGAUAGGCAAAAAGUCGUCCAAACAUUCAACCCUCGUCGCAAUGCCAGCUCGCCAGAAACGCCACUGCAGGUAGGCAAUGGCAACUUCGCCUUCGGUGCCGACAUCACCGGGCUUCAGACAUUCAGCCCCUUUGCUACGAUGUCGACCUGGGGAUGGCACAACUUCAGUUUGCCGACCACUCCAGGCCGAACUUCAAUCGAAGAUUACAACGGCACUGAAUGGUGGACGCACGGCCGACUGGUCCAGUACAACAUGGCCAACCCAACAAACAACGACAUCGCAAAUUGGCUCCGCGAGAACCCUCACCGGAUCAAUCUGGGCACCAUCGGCUUGUCGUUUGGUGGCAGCAAUGCAUCGGCCGCGGCUGUGACGGAAGACAUGCUCAACGACAAGCAGCAGGUUCUUGACAUGUGGACGGGUGUCAUCCGCUCCAACUUCACUUACAAGAAUACUCACGUGAGAAUUGAGACCUGGGCAGAUCCGAACUCAGACACAGUCGCCGUGUCCAUCGAGUCCACACUGCUCUCUUCGGGAGACUUGUCUAUUUUCUUCGACUUUCCCUACCCUACAAACGACAAGUUUGGAGCUCCGUUCGUGGGGAGGUUCAAUCAAACGGACAAGCACGUAACGUCUUUUGCGACAUGCGGAGGUAAUCAGGCCAAAAUUCACCACAACUUGAACACCACGGAGUACGACCUACGCAUCCAGUGGGACGGUGGAAGAGGCAACGGCUCGGUUGUGGCGCCGACCGACGGAAGCCAUCGAUAUGUCUUGUCAGUGAGUGGCACGGAGAAGCUUCAGUUUACAGCCAACUAUGCGCCCGUGAAGCCCAUGAGCCAGCCAAGGUAUGACGACAUCGUGAAGGCUUCGCAAGACUGGUGGCUCUCGUACUGGUCCGACGGUGCUUUCAUCGACCUGACCAACACAGCGGACGCCAACGCAACCGAACUUCAGAGGCGUACGAUUCAGUCCCAGUACUUGGUGGCAGUCAACUCGGCAUCUGACUACCCUCCACAAGAAUCCGGUCUCGUAAAUAAUGGCUGGUUUGGGAAAUUCCACAUGGAAAUGAUCCUCUGGCAUAGCCUCCAGUUUGCCCGCUGGAACCACUUCCCCCUUCUCUCCCGAUCCCUCCCGCGAACCUACAACCACCUCUUGCCGUCCUCCCUUUCCCGUGCCUCAAAACAAGGAUAUGCCGGCGCCCGCUGGGGCAAGAUGACGGAUCCCUCGACCAUCGACGCGCCGGGCGAGAUCAACACUCUCUUGAUCUGGCAGCAGCCUCACCCGAUGUACUUCGCCGAGCUAGAAUACUGCCACGCGCCGACGGCCGACACCCUGAGGAAGUGGGACGAGGUGCUCACGGCGACGGCGGAUUUUAUGGCUUCAUUCGCCUUCUUCAAUGAAUCGACAGGAGUGUACGACCUCGGCCCGCCCAUGUAUCCCGUCUCGGAGAACACGAACCCGAAUGUCACUGUCAAUCCAACCUUUGAGCUGGCGUACUGGCGCUUUGGGUUGGACGUGGCUGUAACCUGGAAAUCCCGCCUCGGCGAGGAGGUUCCUGGAGCUUGGACGAAGGUCAGGGAUAACCUGGCGCCCUUGCCCAUAGUUGAAGAGACGUACCCCGUGUACGAAGGUGCCCAGGGGAUGUGGACAAACAUCACCACGGUACAGGACCAUCCGGCAAUGUCGGGAAUCUUCGGACUUCUCCCGCCUCCUUCUUCCGGGCCCGCGCUCAACCGAACCGUCCUGGAGAACACAGCUGCCAAGAUCUGGGAGCUUUGGGACCUGAACGAAUCGUUCGGCUGGGAUUUCUCGAUGUUAGCCAUGAACAGCCUACGUCUGGGAGAUUCGCGGCGAGCGGUCGAGUAUCUGUUGCAUCCUACGUUCCAAUUCGACGACGCCGGGUAUCCUGUGGGAGGGACCAGGGUGCCGACGCCGUAUUUCCCCAGCUCGAGCAGUUUGCUGCUGGCCAUGGCCAUGAUGGCCGGAGGAUGGGACGGCACCGAGGGACCGCAUUUCCCCGAGGGAUGGGAUGUUGCGGUGGAGGGUUUUGCUCCUGGCCUCUAG